Messenger RNA from Sinocyclocheilus rhinocerous, 2575 nucleotides. RefSeq names its product junction-mediating and -regulatory protein. The transcript is spliced from 9 exons. The record is from RefSeq and is a predicted model, not a curated record. Gene Ontology annotation, cellular component: nucleus; cytoplasm. Gene Ontology annotation, molecular function: transcription coactivator activity; Arp2/3 complex binding. Bases 295 to 2553 code for a protein of 752 amino acids. Gene Ontology annotation, biological process: intrinsic apoptotic signaling pathway by p53 class mediator; Arp2/3 complex-mediated actin nucleation; 'de novo' actin filament nucleation. Lineage: Eukaryota; Metazoa; Chordata; Actinopteri; Cypriniformes; Cyprinidae.
GUGCAGAUGUUUACGUCCGCCUCUUUGUGACGUCAGCGCCCAGUCGUCGUCGGAUGAGAAACAGUCGCGAUGUUAAAGAUGCGGAUUAGCGCACAAAAGGCCUCGCGGGUGACGCGACGCGCGCAGGUGUGAACGCGUAGCGAUGCGCGCGUCAGCGGACGAGUCGGGACACAAGAACAGACGGGAAAUCGUGGAUAUUACUGGACCGAGUGUUUUCAUCCGCGUCCGUUAGUCUGGCCUUUCUUCUGCCGAGGAGCCCGGAUUCCGUUUGAGCUCGCUUGCUUUCUCAUUAUCAUGUCGUUCGCGAUGGAGGACGCGCUGGAGUCCGGGUGGGUGUCGGUGCGACCGAAUGUUUUCGAGGAGAAGGAGAAGCACAAGUUCGUCUUCAUCGUCGCCUGGAACGAGAUCGAAGGAAAGUUCGCCGUCACGUGCCACGACCGCACCGUCCAGAAACGGAGCGCCGCGCGGGACUCGCUGCUCGAGGGAGACGCGCCUCCCCUGACCGAGAGCCCGGGCCGAGAGCGAGCCGAGCCCGGCAGAGCCGCCCGCAGCGCGGAGCUGGAGGCACCGGAGCCCGAUGACGCGCCGGCGGAGCUCCCGGAGGACUCCAGCUGGGCCGGGCUCUUCUCCUUCCAGGACAUGCGCGCCGUUCACCUGCAGCUGUGCGCCGUCAACUCGGACCUGGAGCCGUGCCUGCCCGCCCUCCCCGAGGAGCAGACGGUGUGGUCGGUUCUGUUCGGGGCCCCGGAGCUGAGCGCGCGAGACACAGACGCGCUGUGCUUCCAGCUGCAGGUGUAUCUGGGGCACGCACUGGACACCUGCGGGUGGAGGAUCCUGUCUCAGGUUCUGUUUCCGGACAGCGACGACUGCGAGGAGUACUACGAGAGUCUGAGCGAGCUGCGGCGCAAGGGCUUCGAGGACGCGCUCCAGAGAGCCAAGAGACACCUGCAGCAGCUGCUGGAGAAGCAGCGCGGCGUGGAGCGGAUGGUGGAGCUGCUGCAGCUGUACGCGGAGCAGGACGAGGCGUAUGGAGAUCUGGUGGAGGCCACGACUGAGCUCUACCACUACCUGCUGCAGCCCUUCAGAGACAUGCGCGAGUUAGCCAUGCUGCGCAGACAGCAGAUCAAGAUCUCUCUGGAGACGGAGCGUCUGGGGCCGCGGCGCGUCGAAUCUCUGCGCAGGGAGGAUGAGGACUGGCAGAGGAAGGCUCACACUGCUGUGCUCUCCAUACAGGACCUGACCGUCAAAUACUUCGAGAACACGGCCCGCGCUCAGAAAGUGAUGUACGAGCGCAUGCGCGCUGACCAGAGGAAGUUUGGGAAAGCUGCGUGGGGGGCGGCAGUGGAGCGCAUGGAGAAACUCCAGUACGACGUUUCUAAAGAAACACUGCAGCUGAUGCGUGCCAAAGAGAUCUGCCUGGAACAGAGGAAACACGGACUGAGAGAGGAGAUGCAGGGUCUGCAGGGGGGCGAGGAGGCCAUGGUGCGUCUGGACCAGCUGGAGGCCAUGUACUACGAGCUCCAGCUGCAGCUCUACGAGAUCCAGUUCGAGAUCCUGAAGUACGAGGAGCUGCUGCUGACGGCGCAGCUGCAGAGUCUGCGCAGACAGAUGAGCGAGAGGCAGGAGGAGGUGGUUUACUACGACACCUACGAGAGUCCUGAUGCCAUGAAGUCCACCGACGACCCCUCGACCCCUCUGACCCCUCCCAGAGACGACGUGGCCAAACUCCAGCAGAGGACCAGACAGCUGGAGGCCCGCAGAGGACGCAUCACCGCCAAGAAAGCCUACCUCAAACACAAGAAGGAAAUCUGCAUCAUCAAUCACACGCAGAAGCUGCAGCAGCGGCAGGGCGGCCCGGACUGCGUUUCCCAGCAAGCUUUGCUGCAGGAUGAAGAGGAGGAAGAGGAGCAGCGGCUGUCCAGAGUGAGUCAGGAGAGACAGAGGACACUGGACCGACUGCGCAGCUUCAGACAGCGCUACCCGGGUCAGGUGACUCUGAAGUCCACUCGUCUGCGUCUGGCGUCCUCCAGGAAGAGAGCGGGCGCCGGGCCGGAGCAGACGCAGACGCAGGCCGCUAGCGUGCAGACGGAUGACGCUCCGGCUGCGCUGGAACAUUCGGCGGGAGUCCCAGAGCUGCGCCGGCCCGAGAGCUUCCUGUCGCUGCCUCCGAUGGGCGGAGCCGUGGCCGAAGCCCCGCCCCCUGACGCGCACGCAUCACUUCCUCCCUCCAGAGAGCUGCUGCUGCUGGACUCGCCCAUCUCCCUUCCUCUUCCUCCUCCUCCACCUCCUCCUCCUCCUCCUCCUCCUCCUCCCUCUCUGGAGGAGACGCCCGCGGGUGACCCGCCUCAGACCGCCAGCCCUGUUCGCUCUCCCCUCGGACCGUUCACCGCGCGCUUCUUCGACAGCAGUCAGCUGCUCAACGCCAGGAAGAAGCUGAGGAAGACGGCGUCGCUCGAGUCCAGCCAGUGGAGCAGAGGUGAGACGGACACAGGCACAGGGUUUGUGAUGUCUAGGGUUGGGAAUCGAAAACUGAUUCCAGAAUCAGAUACUUAAGGUCAGGAAUCGGAUACUUGUU